Messenger RNA from Saccostrea echinata, 1038 nucleotides. Its product is annotated as tetratricopeptide repeat protein 33-like. The coding region runs from base 88 to 1026 and encodes 312 amino acids. Gene Ontology annotation, molecular function: protein binding. The transcript has 5 exons. NCBI's taxonomy places the organism in Eukaryota, Metazoa, Mollusca, Bivalvia, Ostreida, Ostreidae. The record is from RefSeq and is a predicted model, not a curated record.
CUCUACUGCACAUUCGACAGUUUGAAACUUUGAGAACUGAAUGAUGCCACUUUGAAUAGCUCUUUUAAUUUAGAUGUUGUGUGUGCCAUGACAUCAUUUGGCUGGAAGAGAAAGCUUGGUGGGAAUGUGUCCAAGAAAUUGUCACAGAGUUUCCAGGACAACAGUAAAGGUCACCAUGACAACCUAGAGGAAGUGGACUGGCUGACCUUGGCACCAAAGAGGAAGGUCAUUUGUCUAGAGGACAGCUGGGCAAAAAGUGAACGUCUUAAACAAGAAGGAAGUCUACUGGCCGAAUCAGAAAGAUACUGGGAGGCCAUUUCUAAGUGGGAAGAGGCACUAGGACUUAAUCCCAAUGAUGAAACUCUCCAUGAAAUGAGGGCUCAGAGUUAUUUGCUCCUGAAUGAGGUUUACCCAGCAGUCCAAGCUGCCGUCAAGUGUACAGAGAUCAACCCUUUGUGGUGGGUGGGUCAUCAGACACUGGGGCGUGCACAGCUGGGUCUGGGAGAUGUUGCCAUGGCUGUUAAAAGUUUUUCUCGGGCCAUUCGUUUGUUCCCUGAUGAUGAGGAACUUUGGAAGGAGGAUCUUCUGUGGGCCAAAUCACUCCUGGACCAUCAGCGAGUAACACAGGCAGAACAGUCCACAAAGGAAGACGGCUGUACUGUCACUGAAAUCUGUGAUCCACCCCAUAAAGAGAACUGUACCGUCACUGAAAUCUGUGAUCCACCUCAUAAAGAGAAAAGUACCAUCAAUGAAAUCUGUGAUCCACCCCAUAAACUGACUGCAAUCUGUGCUUCAUCUCACAACAUAACAGGAAUCAGUGAUUCAUCAGAUCAGGUGGAUGAAACCUUUGAUCAUCCCCAAAAAUCAAACAAAACAUGUGAUUCUCUCUCACACCAAAGUAAACAUAUAUCAGAUGCAUGGGUUCAGGAAAAUAACAAGAGCAACUUGGGGAGCUCUGAACAAGUGAAAGAAACUAAAAGAAUACCUCAAAACUAUGUCAGAAUGAGACAGCAUCUGUCCCAUUAAAUAUGAAAAUGA